UGUACACUGAAAGAGUUCAACGACUACCACCAGUACCUGAAAUCUGUUCAACUUGAAAAGAUCACACAGGAACGGAAGAGAACGGUUAUCCCGCAAGCUCCAGAAUGACUACAGGAAGACAAUGAUGAGGCUGUUGGACCAACGCCGUAAGAAGAAGGCGCUCCAGCAGAGCAGACGUAAGGAGAGCGAGGAGAAGCAUCACAACAUCAGGGCAACGCUGGAAGAGGAGGCUCAAUUAAAGAAGAACAUGAUCAAAGCUAAAAGAACGUCCGAGGAGAUCAGACGAGAGGAGCAACUAAAAGCACAACAUGAAAAGGAGAAGGAGGAAAAGGAAAAAAAGUUGGAAGAUCAAUGGACUCGUCGGGAACUCGCCCGGGCGAAGAGGAUGAUGAGAGAGAAACUCCUAGAGGCCCAGAAGAAAGAGGAGAUGCAAGAGAGAGUGCUGAGGAGAGAGGAAAUGGUUGCUAAGCAAUGGGAGACACAGGAAGAUAAUCUCACCCGUAUUAGGGAAUAUAGACAAAAGUCGGCCUUGCGAAAGGAGGUCUUCGUUGCUGAGCGACUUGAGAAGAAGGUCGAGGACUUGUGCCGUAAAUACACCGCAGGACCAAAACGCGGGAGGCGGAGGUUCCCACCAAUCAAUCCCAAGCUGACUACCAACAUGACUACUUGGAAUGUGAAAGAGAAACUCUGCAAGGAGAAAGAUGAGGCGGGCUCCACUACCACUAGUACUGAUAAGCUUCCUCCAAUCAUAUAUUCAGAUGAAUCAGGAAUAGACAGACGUCGCAGUGGCCCGGCCUCUAUGGUCAUCUUUGAAACAUCUUCUCUACCUUCUGUUAAAUCCUCAGAGUUUUCCAAGGAGAUUGUGACCAUAGUCGAGGAGUUCGAGCCUCCGACUUCAGUGGUGUCUAUGGGGGAUGCCCCUGUAUCUAUGCCAGAAGUCCUGGACUCCUUCACUGUGGUUGCUAGGCAACUCGUCACCGGCGUCUUCAAGGAGCUGAAAGCCGAUCCAGAGUUCGAUGACGUGGAAUGGGAAGAGGGAAACGAUGGCACGUGGAAGACGGAUGGACAGAAGGAUAGAGCUCCAUCAGAGAGGUCUGGUAGUCCUGAUGUCUACAUUGAUGCAAGUGAGGUCAGCCCCUACGCGAGUCUGAUGGUAGCCAAUGCCUUGAAGAAUGUCUUGAACCAGGUAGAAGACACUCAACCUUCCUUGAUACAGAUUUCCACGAUUGAAGAAAGGGCUCGGUCUAUCGUCUGUAAAGUUCUUGAAGGAGCCAUUGAGAGGGUACGUCCAUCGAGUCCUGUGGAAAUGGUACAAAACAAGCGACCUUCAUCGUCCGAACAAGCCAAAACCAUUGUCUCAUCUGCCAUUGAGGGCGCACUGACCCGUAUCCAGACUGCAGAGGAUGUGAGUGACGGAGGUCAAAGGUCAUAUGAUUUAGAUGACCGGCUUGGUGAAGAGACUGAUGAGGCAGUGGAUCUCUCAUCCAUCAUUGAAAUCUUUAAGGAGCCUGUUGACUCGAUCCCAUCCAUCACGCACACCCAAGCCUCUAGUGAAAGCGAGAGCGAAGCCGAAGAAGAAGGCGAUACUGUCAUCGGCAUCGUGGAAAACCCGAUCCUCAUGGACGAGAUCCAGCACACCGGUGGCCCGUCGGGCGAUACCGACGUCGACGAGGGCCUGCACGUCGUCAUGCACAAGGCCGAUGACGGUCACUUGGUCAUGGAGGGUGCGGUGCUGACUGCUGAACACGACACGCAGACGAUCACGGAGAGAAUCCUUUCCAAUAUCACCUUGGAGAGGGUUUCAGGCAGUUUGUCAGGGGCAUCAAGCUCCCGCAGCGGACUGACCCGAGAGGAACCAGCAGUGCCCUCAUCAAGCAGCUCCGAAGACGAAGGCGAAGAGAUCCCCGAAGACCACUCCUCGAUCAUCCCGAUCUACCAGAAGAACCUGAUCAAUGUCGGAGGACACAUGGUGGAGUCCCAUCUCUCGGCGAUCUCCAUGAAACCUGAGGCAGACGGGAAGUUCCCCAGCAAGGGCAAGUGCGCUGCCAGGAACUCCUUCAGGAAUAUCUUCCGUCCAGACAUGACGUACUGUCAGGGUUCAGCCAGGAUGCUUCGGGAUACCCUGGUCAGAGACAUCUCGAGCCGCCACACGGCCAGUCUGCCGACGGGGAUGGACAUGGUCUGCGAGGUUCUGGAAAAGGAGGAGCAAGACAUCAUGGAGAAGCAUUCGGACGAGGCUCUGGUCGGCGUGGAGGAGACAGAGGGACUUUGUUACCUGCCAACCAAGAGGAGACCCAAACCGCCUCCACCCCAGACACCUGCCCCCGAGCCAGUCCAGGAACAGGUUAAGAAGAAAUCGAGUGACACUCCUGGUAAUGAUGGUGUCCUAACAGCAAAGAGCUCAGAAGAUAGAUCUACCAAGCCUGAUGGUGAUCGUAAGGAUGCUUUGGUGGAUGCUGAUGGCACAGGUGGUGCAGAUGCUGCAGCAUCAGCAACGGAAGGGAAUCCAAAAGCUACCACUUCAUAUCAUACUGAGCAUCAGGUUAUUCCAUCAUCCAAGUCGGCUGAAGAGGCACAAGAGAGGGCGCUCUCCGCAGAGAGAGAAAGCACUAGGCGUGAAGUCUCCACGCACUCUGUCGACGCCUCCCAAAACCUCGCCAAUAGCAGCUCAGGAGAGGACAGCGAAUGCCCCAAGGGUCGGAAAUCGAAGAAGGUGAAGUCUUCGGGCGGGCUGAGCGGGCUGUUCUCUCGCAUCAGCCAUGUGUUUUCCGGGACACGCAAGUCAAGCGCCAGCAUCCCGUCACAUGAAAGCUCAUCGGAACCGGCUAGUCGGCGGUCAUCAAAGAAGAGCAUUGAGAGAUUUACCGUCGGGGCUUUGUCAGAUGGUACACAAGCACCCGAGGAAGCACCUAGCAGUGAGACAAGCCGACCUUCCUCCGUCGGCUUGCACCAAGACUCGAGCAACCUCCAACGUUCCAGCAUCCACUGCGGCUCUAGCAUUCACCACGGCGCCAGCGUCCAUUUCACCUCGAUGACCAUCGACCCUCCAGCCAGGAGAGAGAGUAUCUAUGCUUCCCACCGACCCCAGACGCCCAUCCCUGCCAUGCACCAUGAUCCAACCCUCGAUGACGAUGACGACGACGACGAUGAGGUGGUCAUCGAUGUGGAGAAUCCGAAAGGAGAUGGUCCGGUUCGGGAAGGUGUCAAGGAAGCCAGUUCCGAGGCCUUGGCAGCGGGAGAAGAUGCGCAUGCAGCAGACAAUGAAGAAGAAAAGCAAACACCACGUACUGAUCAGCAAGAGAAGGCUGUUGCCAUGGAAUCAGAUACCGAGGCUGUUGUCAUGGAAACAGCCACCACUGGUGAGGCCGAGGCUGCUCCUGCUGAAAAUGAGCUUCCAAAAGCAACAGAUGAGAGCUCUGUUGCCAUGGAAACUGAUGGACACACCCCUGAGGAAGAAACACAUGAGCCAGAGACUAAAGGUGCAGAUGAAAAGACAGAACCAGCUGAAAACACUGAUGAUGUUCAAGGUGAAAAGGAAGUUCAAGAGGAAAAACCAGCUGCAGCAUCUGAAGAUGAUCCGCCCACUGAAGAUCCCUCAAACCCCGAGACUCCGACAGAACGCCCGCUGCAAGUCGAGAACGACAGCAACAAUUCAAACACUGACAGCGGUGCCAAAUCACCCGACCGUCUUCCCUCCAUCCGUACAAGCCAGCUGCAGUCCCCACGAACACCCAGCACGUCGUCAUCUAGCCGCGCAUACGGGGUGGCUAGUCAGUCGGGAAGUCGUACUUCUCAGGCUAGUCAACGGCCCAUGCCCCCAACAUUGAGGCCACCAUCAGAUCGGAGUCCCUCAGGGUCCCAUUCUAUGACCAUCACUGGUCGUUCAUUGACACCUGCAGGAUCCAAGAUGGUCAAGUCAGUGACAUCGACCUCGGAGAAAGGAAGGCACGGUGCCCUGAGUCCUAAGGCUCCAGCAUCCAUGCGGAACAGUCGGGCAGGGCUGUCGAACCACAAGCGGAUUUCUUCCCCGCGUAAGAAGUCUACCGUGUCGAGCCAGUCAGCUGGCAAGGUCAAGAGUGCGUACGGAAGCUCUGCUGGUCUUUCAGUAAGUGGAUAUCAAAUCCUCCCUACCAAGCCAUCCAACACAAUGUCCUCCAGCAGACGUGCGUCUCGCAAUCAGGCCAGUCUGAUCAGUGCGACGGAGCUUGGAACAUCGCGGACUUCAAGGACCAAGCAGGGGAGUCGCGGUAGCGUGAUCAUGCCUAGACCGCCCUCUGGUAUCAAGCCGUCGGGUUCCGCUCAGUCGGGUCAUCGUGGGGUCAGGCAACCAUCCGAAACUCAAGCUGUGUCAAACCCAACCCUUACAACCUCCAAGGGGAGCUCUUCAGUUCUUGUCAAUCAUCGGAGCUCCAACGAAAGGCUGCUGCCACGUCGGGCAUCCCUUGAGAAAGAAAACCGGAUGGAGCGCCUGUCUACGGAGAGCGUGACUAACAAAAGAUCCAGCAAGGAGAAAGUCGGGAAGAAGAAAUCCAGUGGGACCCAACAAGCAACAGAAGAGCCGGUUGACGACCAAAAGCCUGCAGCCCCUAUGCCUAAGAUCAAGGAGUCCCUGACCCCUCGACCUCCCAGUCAACCUGCGACCUCGAAACAGAGGUCGCGACCUAACUCAGGAAUCAAGAGAGCUGCCGAAGAUAAUACCUCAGAUGCCGGACAAAAUAUGCUUGGGAAUGACCAGGCGGCAUCAGAGGACUAAAAUAAGAGAUCGCAAUCUGAAUGUGAUGAUACUGCAGUGAUAAACAAACAAAUCAUAAAGGAAAAGAAAUUGAUGAAUUGCUCUUAUAAUGAACUGCUGUGAUUAGAAAUCAGGAUUUUACUACAGUAUUGAGGAAGCAUAAACAAAGGCUUGUUAAAAUUGCAAUCUGAAUAUGAUGAUACUGCGGGAUAAACAGACAAAAAGUAGAGGAAAUUAUACCAAGGAACUGCUAUUAUUAGAAUUGCUAAUAUUAGGCUACAGUAAUUAGAAACUGUUUACUAAGGGGGAAAAUGGUUAUAGUUUCAAUCAAUGUUUGUUUUUAAUCAUGUUAGAGGAAUCUUUGAAGAAAAUCAGUUUAGAAAAGAAAAUAGUGAUUAACUUAUGGGAAUCAUGGUGAAAAAAUGCUUCAGUAGUUAUUAAUUAAUUUUAGGAAAAGGAAAUGAUUAUCAAUGCAGUUUAUAAUGAUUUAUAUGGCAGUGAAAAUAAAACAAGUCAUUGAUUAUAGUAAUAAUUUCAAAAGAAUUACAGCAUAUCUUUAUUUUUUUUAAUUAGUAGUAAUCUUUAUUUCUGAUUUUCAAGUUUUGACUUGAGAAAGUUACCCAAUCCUUUAAAAUGAGUGUAUUAAUGCGAAUUAGAUGUGAUAUCUGGAGAAAAAAAAAACACCUUGAAAAAUUCUUGCAAAUAAUGUUGGUAUGCAUUGUUGAUAACAGCAUAGACUCUUAGAUAAGAUUAUUUAUUUGUGAAGAAAUAAUUUUGAAAAUGAUGGCUAUAAUAGUAUAAAGCAUUAUUUUACUUUUUUGUGAAUGUAAGAAUAUAUUUCAUAGGAGCAAUAUAAUGAAUAAUUUCCAAAGCAGCUGAUCAUAUUCAAUGAAUGAAAUUGUUAAAACGAGACCAAAAAAAAUCUUGCCAGGCAUAUUUUUUAAUUAUUUAUA
Lytechinus variegatus (green sea urchin) is the source of this 5685-nucleotide messenger RNA. Its product is annotated as mucin-12-like. Lineage: Eukaryota; Metazoa; Echinodermata; Echinoidea; Temnopleuroida; Toxopneustidae. The coding region runs from base 122 to 4753 and encodes 1543 amino acids. The transcript has 26 exons. The record is from RefSeq and is a predicted model, not a curated record.